Molecule: messenger RNA, 1698 nt
Organism: [Torrubiella] hemipterigena
Lineage: Eukaryota; Fungi; Ascomycota; Sordariomycetes; Hypocreales; Clavicipitaceae
Source: the annotation of a GenBank genome assembly
ACCAAACAACAAAUUUCCUUUUUUCUGUGAUCCCUUGUACUAUUGACCUUCCAGCCGCCGAUUAUUUUCCAGCUGCCGGCCAAAAUCCAUUCCUUCUUUCUUUUUCUCUUCUUCAUCCAACAUCCACCGAAAUCUACGCCGUCCUCUCAUUUGUGUGCAGCGUAAAAACCGUUGCCCUACAGACCGCCACGACAUCACCCCGCGCGUACCUUGCAUCUUCAAGCAACCCCUCAUCGGACAACCCUCGUCCGACCGCAGACCUCGACUGUCUGCCCGUAGAAGACCGCUUGGAACUCACAGCUUAAGACUGUAGAAACACUAGUGGAGGAACCGCCACAAUGGAUAAUUACCAAAAGCUGGAAAAGGUUGGAGAAGGCACAUAUGGUGUCGUUUACAAAGCCCGAGACUUGGCCAACGGUGGCCGCAUAGUCGCCCUCAAGAAGAUCCGCCUCGAAGCCGAAGAUGAAGGCGUUCCCAGCACUGCCAUCCGUGAGAUCUCGCUUCUCAAAGAAAUGAAGGAUCCCAACAUUCUCCGCCUCUUCAACAUUGUCCACGCCGACGGACAUAAGUUGUACCUUGUCUGCGAAUUCCUCGACCUCGAUUUGAAGAAGUACAUGGAGGCCCUGCCCGUUAGCGACGGCGGCCGUGGAAAGGCUCUUCCCGAGGGCUCGGCUCCUCACUUGGCCCAGCUUGGUCUCGGCGAGGCUGUUGUUAAGAAAUUUAUGCUGCAGCUCUGCGCGGGUAUCCGAUACUGCCACUCGCAUCGUGUUCUGCACCGUGACUUGAAGCCCCAGAACCUGCUCAUUUCCAAGGAAGGAAACCUGAAGCUGGCCGAUUUUGGUCUUGCUCGUGCUUUUGGUGUCCCUCUGCGCACAUAUACCCAUGAGGUUGUCACGCUGUGGUACCGUGCGCCUGAAAUUCUUCUUGGUGGCCGACAGUACUCGACGGGUGUUGAUAUGUGGUCUGCCGGCUGCAUCUUUGCUGAGAUGUGCACCCGCAAGCCCCUCUUCCCUGGUGACUCUGAAAUCGACGAGAUUUUCAAGAUCUUCCGCACACUCGGCACGCCAGGCGAAGACGUUUGGCCCGGCGUCACAUCUUACCCCGACUUCAAGGCAUCGUUCCCCAAGUGGAAGAGAGAUUACAGCAAGACUCUUGUCAACACACUGGAUGAUGCUGGCCUGGAGCUUUUGGAAAUGAUGCUGGUGUACGACCCUGCUGGCCGCAUCUCAGCCAAGGCCUCUUGCAACCACCCGUACUUUGAGGAUCUGCCCAUUGAGGAGGUGCGCGGUAACGGUAACGGCUACCACCACUAGAAGCGAGUGGCAGCCCCUACUGCGCUAGCCCCUGCUUAGGAGUGGAAGCGGUGAUUUUCUAAUGCUGGAUCCUACGUGGUAGUGAUACAAGAUGGCUUGGCAGUAUGGUGUUGGUAUGAAAUUUUACGAUCAGGCUCAGAUCGGAUUUGGAAAUCAACUAGAUGCCAGAUAUUCAUCGAUGCAAGUCGAUGGAAAUUGGAACGUCUGGUUGUCCGCCACAGCGAAUUUACAGUGCGGGAGAGAGUCCGGCCAUUGUGAAGCUGGUUCUUCCCUUUGUCAGUUUCUUCUUUGUUAGGUUUUGCAGCAUUUUCUUGUUGGUUCUGUCUUUUUUUCAAGGGACUCUGGAUUAUAGAAUGGUAAAUAUCAAUGAUGAUUAUGGUAAACC